Molecule: messenger RNA, 333 nt
Organism: Megalobrama amblycephala (Wuchang bream)
Lineage: Eukaryota; Metazoa; Chordata; Actinopteri; Cypriniformes; Xenocyprididae
Exons: 1
Coding region: 1-333 (110 amino acids)
Source: RefSeq, a predicted model, not a curated record
AUGGACGAGGGGAAGGUGGCAGCCAUUAAGGACUGGCCAACACCCACUACAGUGAAGGAACUCCAACGUUUCCUUGGCUUCGCUAACUUCUACAGAAGAUUCAUCCAAAACUACAGCUCAAUCACCAGUCCACUCACCAGCCUCCUCCGCAACAAGCCCAAGUCUCUGUCCUGGUCCCCAGCAGCCACUGAAGCUUUCAACAUCCUGAAGCAAGCCUUUACAACCGCUCCUCUCCUUGUACAUCCCGACCCAGACAAACCUUUCAUCGUCGAAGUGGACGCCUCCACUACAGGAGUUGGAGCGGUACUCUCGCAGCAGCAGGGGAACUGCUAG